Solanum tuberosum (potato) is the source of this 1263-nucleotide messenger RNA. Its product is annotated as heat stress transcription factor B-3-like. Gene Ontology annotation, cellular component: nucleus. Lineage: Eukaryota; Viridiplantae; Streptophyta; Magnoliopsida; Solanales; Solanaceae. Bases 259 to 993 code for a protein of 244 amino acids. Gene Ontology annotation, molecular function: RNA polymerase II cis-regulatory region sequence-specific DNA binding; DNA-binding transcription factor activity. The transcript has 2 exons. Gene Ontology annotation, biological process: regulation of transcription by RNA polymerase II. The record is from RefSeq and is a predicted model, not a curated record.
UAACUCUCAUGUACCCAAGAUAUUAUUCCCUUUUGUAUUUCUCAUGAAUUUUGGAUUUGUUUUAGGUUUUUAUUGUUGGGAUUGGGGCUACUUAACCGCCCUUCUACUCUUCUCCACUUCAUCAUAAUUAAUAUCAUUCAUUUUCUUUCAUUUUAUUAAAACACCUUUUCUUUUUGCUUUUUAGUAACUCGAACUUAUAAUUUAUGUACUUAUCAUCUGAGCAGACCCUUCUCGUCUAAGUUGAACGUAGUCUUUUGAAUGGGGGAAUUAGAGGAUGAAUGUGAAAGGAAUUUGUUAGAGUAUGUAAGGAAGGCAUCAACAUCACCAUUCUUGCUAAAAACAUACAUGUUGGUGGAGGAUCCGGCGACGGACGACGUCAUUUCUUGGAAUUCCGAUGGAUCGGCGUUUAUAGUCCGGCAACCGGCGGAGUUUGCUAGAGAUUUGCUUCCAACGCUUUUCAAACAUAGCAACUUUUCUAGCUUUGUCCGGCAACUUAAUACCUAUGGUUUUCGUAAAGUUACAACAAGUCAGUGGGAGUUCAGCAACGACUUGUUUCGCAAGGGAGAGAAGGAUUUACUAUGUGAUAUUCGUCGAAAAAAAGCAUGGACAAACAAGCAACAACCUCCAAACAAAAACAACAAGAAAGAAAGUGAAGAUGAAGAUCAAAAGUCAUCAUCUUCAACUUCUAAUUCUUCAUCAUCAUUUGAGUACAAUAGCCUUGUUGAUGAGAAUAAAAGGCUUAAAAUGGAAAAUGGAGAACUAAGCUAUGAGCUUUCACUAGUAAAUAAGAAAUGCAAAGAACUUAUUGAUCUAGUGGCCAUUUUGUUAAAGAAUUCAAAUGAAGAAGAAAAAAAAGAAGGGCAAAAAGGUAAAAGGCCAAUGUUGUUUGGAGUGAGGCUAGAAGUUGAAGAAGAAAUGGAAAGGAAGAGAAAAAAAGUUGAGUUAAAUGAAAUUGCUAGUGUUUUCCUCUCUCAAACUAUGCAAAUAAAAUAGGAAAAAAGAGAUAUAUAUUAUUGAAUAGAGUUGUUCGAUAAGGUCCACAAGUUAAUUCGAACAUCAUCGUCAGAUUGGAAAAUGAAUUAUAUGUAUUUUAAUUGCAAGUCUUUCAUCUUUUCAAGACUUAUAAAGAGUCACAAUCUCUUGUAAUUUGAUAAUAUAUAGUUAACUUAAUUAUAUAUAUCGAUAAUGUAAAAUGUAAAACAUUAUCAAUAAGAAUGUCAAACAAUUCUUGUCUAAUUUAUAAAAUCAAUGAAUAAUUUAUCA